AUGUUUCAAGUUCUUACCAUAGCUGGUGGCCACCAAAGACUUCAUGUUGGUCGUCCCAAACAUGGCGAAGGAGAUGCAAAGAAGGACAACGUCAGCUCCCAUCUAUCACAGAUACCUGCGAAAAAACCCGGCUUCCUGCAUCUGCCAGGAGAACUUCGUAACGUCAUCUACGAACUCGUAACCGCCACACAUACCAUCAGAGUUAUCUCCAAAGAGAAGAAGCAAGGUCCAGGGUUGGUAGGGAGACAUCCGCUCUCGCUGGCUUGCCGGCAGACCAGGAAGGAGUUUCGCGGCAUCUUCGCCGCUCAUGCUUCGUACCUCUCAUGCAACGGGCCGCUCAACACCGCUGUCUACGACUUCCACUUUGGGCCUCUCCUCGACUUUCUCGGGAAACACCCAGCUCCAGAUCCCUCUCUCGUGCGUACACAGUGGGUUCAGCACGUCUCAUACGCUGAUGGACUGCGCUUCAAGGUCAACAAGCGGACGUACGAGAUCAACUACACAGUUGUCGCACCGAGAUCUUACCAUGAAGUCAACGGAAAGUGUUGCUUUCAGCUCGUGCAGCAAAUGUCUGUCGCGCCCAUCUACCUUCGUGGCAAGCCGAAGGGGCACAGGCGCGCACUGGAGGGGCUCAAAGAUGCAAUCAUGCUGGAUCACAACAACUGCAUGGCGUCUCGCCGAGACGAGUCGAAACCGGCUCGUAAGCCCAUGAAUCCCAAGAAGGCGUAA
Molecule: messenger RNA, 729 nt
Organism: Anthostomella pinea
Lineage: Eukaryota; Fungi; Ascomycota; Sordariomycetes; Xylariales; Xylariaceae
Source: the annotation of a GenBank genome assembly